AUGACUGCAGCCUUAUCUGCCUCGUCCCAGGCCCUUACUUCUCCAUCUGAUGUUGUGCUUCUAGCCACUGCGGUAAUUUUUGUAAAAAAUCGUGCCGGCACUUUCGUACCUUGUCGUGCGCUGUUAGACUCUGGUUCACAGCUGCACUUUAUCACCUCUCGUUUCACAAACCAGCUGCAGCUGCGGAAAACCAAAACCUUCGCUGGAGUAUCUGGCAUUGGCGACGUCAACUUUUCAACGGAGGGAUACUCGGUCGAUCUCGUACUGAAGUCGCGGACUUCUGAUUUCUCGACGACGAUUACUGCUGUUGUCACACAAACGAUCACUGAAAGUCAACCUGGCCUUACAGUGAGCACCGUUAAUUGGCGACUUCCCUCCAACAUCCAGCUGGCUGAUCCCAACUUCAACAUACCACAGCGUAUUGAUCUGCUUAUAGGAGCAGGACUCUUCUUCGAACUUCUCUGUGUGGGCCAAAUUCAGUUGGCGCCUGGGCUGCCAUUGCUUCAAAAAACUCGGUUUGGUUGGGUGCUGUCCGGUGGUGGACAACAAACGCCCAAACUCUCAUCUUUCGUCGUACGUCAACGGUCAUCUACUGACAUUGAUUGUAGUACUCGGCUAGAUUAUUUAGUGCGUCGUUUUUGGGAAAUCGACCAUGUAAUUGAGCCAAUCGCUAAAACAACAAAGGAAGAGCUCGACUGCGAAGAGCACUUUAGGCAAAAUUAUUCGCGUCUGUCUUCAGGCGAGUAUUCCGUGCGUCUGCCGAUGAAGAGUAGCGUGGAGUCACUAGGUGAUUCGUAUUUACAGGCACUACAUCGCUUUCGCAGUCUUGAACGAAAACUGACUCGCAAUCCACAGCUCAAGAAACAAUAUGUGGCAUUCAUUAACGAAUAUUUGGAUCUCAACCACAUGUCACUAGUCUCCAGUAAGGAUGUUCAUGACUGUAAGUUUUUCCUUCCACAUCACUGUGUCAUCAAGGAUGACAGCACUACAACAAAGCUGAGAGUUGUAUUUGAUGGCUCUGCAGCUACAACUUCGGGCUUGUCGCUGAACGAUCUGCUCAUGUCAGGUCCAACAAUACAACCGAAGCUUUUCAACAUCCUCAUUAGAUUUCGAUCGUUUCCCGUCGCACUUACUGGAGACAUCUGCAAAAUGUAUAGAUGCGUUCGAGUCACUGCACCAGACGACAUGCUCCAGUGUAUACUAUGGCGUGACUCUCCACAAGAUGACCUACGCGUGUACAAGUUGAAUACGGUGACCUAUGGAACUAAGCUUGCAUCAUUUCUGGCUAUUCGGGCCAUGCAUCAGCUCGCGUUUGAUGAAUCAUCAGCAUAUCCCCUGGGUUCAAAGGUCGUUCUUCGAGACUUCUAUGUGGAUGAUAUGAUAUCUGGUGGCAAUUCAGUGCGGGAAGUGCGAAACAUUAUGCAGCAAACAACAGGUCUUCUUUCUCGAGGUAAUUUCCAAUUACGGAAAUGGUGCUCCAACAGCCCUGAUGUUCUCGGCGAUAUUCCCCAAACAGAAAGAGAAAGCUUUCUCAAAUUCGAUGACGGCAGUGAUAUCACCAAGGCUCUGGGACUAGUCUGGGAUCCGUUCAAAGACAAUCUGUUGUUUUCGUUUUCGCCGAUCAGAUCUGGCAGAAAUUCCAAACGCUCUGUAUUAGCUACCAUAGCUCGUUUUUACGAUCCACUUGGCCUACUAGGCCCCACUCUGACAAGGGCGAAAAUUCUUUUACAGCGAAUGUGGAGGGAUAAGCUCGCGUGGGAUGAAAGCUUGCCCCAUUCACUGGAUACGGCCUGGUCUACGUUUUGUGAAGAUUUCGUCAACAUUCAACAUUCGUCAUUUCCGCGCUAUGUAUUACAGCCUGGAGCCGCGCUUGAAAUUCAUGCGUUUUGCGACGCUAGCCUUGAAGCAUAUGGCGCUUGUGUAUAUGCUCGCUCAACUAAGGAUAACAACGUCCAAUUACAGUUGCUAUGUUCAAAGGCACGCGUUGCUCCACUGAAAACUCUGACUGUGGCCAAGUUGGAACUCAGCGCUGCCGCUCUGCUUGCGCAGUUAGUAGGUGAGAUAGCCAAGAUGAAGGUUUUUGACUGCCGCUUCUAUCGUUGGUCAGAUUCGUCGAUCGUUCUAUCAUGGCUGCAGGAAGAAUCUUCAAAAUUUAACGUUUUCGUCGCUAAUCGAAUAUGUGCUAUACAGGAGCUUACACAGGGGAUGACUUGGCACUAUGUUCCUACAGCCAUGAACCCAGCAGACAUCCUAUCCAAAGGGGCCGCACCAAGAGAGCUCUUGCAAUCAGCUCUUUGGAUGCACGGUCCAAUAUUCUUGCACAAAGCAGAAAUCAGCUGGCCUAAAUUUCGCGAACCACAAACGAAGCUUUUGGAAACUCGUCAAAAGGUAUUACUCACAUCAAAUGAUCGACCCGACGUAUCUCUUUCAUUUAAGUACAUCAACUCGUUUGGCAAAAUGCAGCGUAUUUUUGGUUAC
This is a messenger RNA of Rhagoletis pomonella (apple maggot), 2478 nucleotides long. RefSeq lists its product as uncharacterized. Lineage: Eukaryota; Metazoa; Arthropoda; Insecta; Diptera; Tephritidae. The transcript has a single exon. The record is from RefSeq and is a predicted model, not a curated record. The annotation marks the transcript as partial.